This is a messenger RNA of Lacerta agilis (Sand lizard), 1829 nucleotides long. It is a transcript of the gene SOX8, whose product is annotated as SRY-box transcription factor 8. Gene Ontology annotation, biological process: negative regulation of transcription by RNA polymerase II; neural crest cell development; morphogenesis of an epithelium. The record is from RefSeq and is a predicted model, not a curated record. Bases 361 to 1773 code for a protein of 470 amino acids. The transcript is spliced from 3 exons. Gene Ontology annotation, molecular function: DNA-binding transcription factor activity, RNA polymerase II-specific; RNA polymerase II cis-regulatory region sequence-specific DNA binding. Gene Ontology annotation, cellular component: nucleus. Lineage: Eukaryota; Metazoa; Chordata; Lepidosauria; Squamata; Lacertidae.
AGAAAGUUGCUAGCCGGCUUCACCGCUCGGCUUCUACUUGGCGACGUCGGUGGCUGCGAAGAGGACGCGUUUGGAGAGCUCCGCUUUUUGCGCACGGGAGAGUUUAGCGCACCGGGGGGAAUUGCGCGUUUGGCGCUGCUGCGGCUGCCGAUUCCGCUCCGGAGGCUCCUUACUGCUGCUGCGGCGGCGGCUGGCUCAGCGUCGCUUUUCGCCCGGCAGGCGGCUUGGCGUCCUGCGCCCGGCUGCCUCUCCAUCGCGCGCUCCAGGGACCGCGCGCUCCCGGCUGGCCUGUGCCUGGCUCCUGGGCCCCGCUGCUGGGGCGCCCCGCUCUUCCCGGCCGGCUCUACUCGCGCGCCGCCAAUGCUGAACAUGAGCGAGGAGCACUCCAAAGCCCUGGAGGCGCCGGGCAGCCCCGCGGGCACGGCCAGCUCCAUGUCCCACGUGGACUCGGACUCGGACGCGCCGUCGUCGCCUGCCGGCUCGGAGGGGGCCCCGGGGGCGCCCUCGGCCUCUUCGCAGCGACCCGGCGGCGGCCCCAAAGGCGAGCCGGGCGACGUGGACGAGCGCUUCCCGGCGUGCAUCCGCGACGCCGUCUCGCAGGUGCUGAAGGGCUACGACUGGAGCCUGGUGCCCAUGCCCGUCCGCGGCAACGGGGCGCUGAAAGCCAAGCCGCACGUCAAGCGGCCCAUGAACGCCUUCAUGGUGUGGGCGCAAGCCGCCCGGCGGAAGCUGGCUGACCAGUACCCGCAUCUGCACAACGCCGAGCUCAGCAAGACGCUCGGCAAGCUGUGGCGUUUGCUAAGUGAAAGUGAGAAGCGUCCCUUUGUUGAAGAAGCCGAGCGUUUGCGAGUCCAGCACAAGAAGGACCACCCAGACUAUAAAUAUCAGCCACGCAGGAGGAAAAGCGUCAAGGCAGGCCAAAGCGAUUCUGAUUCGGGAGCCGAAUUGAGUCAUCACGGUGGGAACCAGAUCUACAAAGCAGACACUGGUCUGGGAUCCAUGAGCGAAACUCACCACCACAGUGACCAUGCAGGGCAGACCCACGGGCCCCCUACCCCACCCACCACCCCCAAGACGGACCUCCACCAUGGGGGCAAGCAGGAGAUGAAGCACGAGGGGCGCCGCCUAGUCGAGAGCGGCCGGCAGAACAUCGAUUUCAGCAACGUCGACAUCUCUGAACUGAGCAGCGAGGUGAUCAACAACAUGGAGACCUUUGACGUCCACGAGUUUGACCAGUACUUGCCGCUCAACGGCCACUCUGCCAUGCCGCCUGACCACGGGCAGAACUCUGCGGCAGGGUCUUAUGGGGCCGCCUACCCCCACCCGACGAGUGGCAGCGGGGCUGGAGCGGCCCCGGUUUGGACUCACAAGAGCCCUCCCGCCACCUCGCCUCCCUCCAACGAAAGUGGGCAGCAGAGGCCCCACAUCAAGACAGAGCAGCUGAGUCCUAGCCACUACAGCGACCAGUCCCACAGCUCCCCGACUCACUCCGACUACGGCUCCUACACUGCCCAGGCAUGUGCCACUACUGUGUCCUCUGCCACGGCCACGGCCUCUUUCUCCAGUUCCCAGUGCGACUACACAGAUCUCCAAAGCUCCAACUACUACAACCCAUACCCCGGCUACGCUUCCAGCCUCUACCAGUACCCGUACUUCCAUUCCUCACGACGGCCGUACGCCACCCCGAUCCUCAACAGCUUGUCCAUCCCUCCCUCGCACAGCCCCACCGCAAACUGGGACCAGCCGGUCUACACAACUCUGACAAGGCCUUGAGAAGGACGGAAGGAGUUGUUGGAGACCUGAGGUCUUCCCUGGACCCCCUCCCUCCC